This is a messenger RNA of Rubroshorea leprosula, 1965 nucleotides long. The record is from the annotation of a GenBank genome assembly. Lineage: Eukaryota; Viridiplantae; Streptophyta; Magnoliopsida; Malvales; Dipterocarpaceae.
UUUGGGUAUGGGUUCUGUGCGGCUAUUAUGCUGCAACUGGGGCUUGGUGGUUCAAAAUGGGUUUGACCAAUAGCCCAAGGAAUAUCUUUACAUUUUACUGUUUUGUGGCUAAGAUGGCUUUCCUGCUUAUGGGACCACAUUCAGUUUGAUUCCUUCAUUCUUCUGGAAAUGAUCAACAGGACUUUGACAUUUCUCAUGGGUCUGUGCUGUAUAAAACUGAUGAACAAUCUGUUUGAAGUCUUAAAUAUGGGUGCAGGGUUGCAGAUCAAAUCCUUAAACUUGUUCCAAAUGUUGAGCACUUCCGGACAGCACUCAGAUGUUUGAAGCUUUAGGUGAAAAGACGUGGUGUAUAUUCUCAUGUAACUGGAUUUUUAGGAGGUGUUAAUUGGGCUCUCCUAGUUGCACGUGUCUGCCAGCUCUAUCCCAAUGCAAUUCCCAGGUUGCUGGUUUCGCGAUUUUUCAGAGUGUAUAUGCAGUGGUGGUGGCCAAAUCCUGUGAUGCUGUGUCCAAUAGAAGCAGAUGAACUAGGUUUAACUGUAUGGGAUCAUCAGAGGAAUCCUCGUGACAGGUUGCAUCACAUGCCCAUAAUAACUCCUGCAUACCCAUGCAUGAACUCUAGCUAUAAUGUCUCUCUAAGCACUCUUCAUGUUAUGAUGGAACAGUUUAAAUGUGGUAACAGGAUGUGUGAGGAGAUUGAGCUGAACAAAGUGCAAUGGAGUGCUUUGUUUGAGCCAUAUCUUUUCUUUGAGGCAUAUAAAAACUAUCUACAACUUGACAUGGUUGCAUCAGAUGCUGAUGAUUUGCUGGGAUGGAAGGGCUGGGUGGAGUCACGCCUUAGACAGCUUACUUUGAAGAUAGAGCGAGACACAAAUGGGAUGUUGCAGUGUCAUCCUUACCCAAAUGAGUAUGCAGAUACAUCCAAGCAGUUCCCACAUUGUGCUUUCUUCAUGGGCUUGCAGAGGAAAGAGGGAGUGAAUGGUCAGAAAGGUCAGCAAUUUGAUAUACGUGGGACGGUUGAAGAGUUCAGGCAAGAGAUACAUGGGUAUGUGUUCUGGAAACCAGGAAUGGAAAUUUUUGUUUCUCAUGCUCGGAGGAAGCAGCUUCCUGCCUUUGUUUAUCCUGAUGGGUAUAAACUACCGCAAUCAUCGAGGCCUCUAAGCCAGCAGGGUGGAAGAACCUCUGAAUAUGUUACACAGUCUCAGUCUGGUUCUGCAGAGACAAAUUAAGAGAAAGCAUGAUGAUGGUUUAGUAGAUUCUAAACCUGAGAAGCGGGCCUCUAUCAGUCCCCAGAGGCUUGAGGUUGUUUCUCCAGAAAGUAAUACAAUUAUGUCUGGUGGAAGAUCUCAUGUUAGUUUUGAUGAAGCAGCUACAUCAGAAUGCGCAACAAAUGGGGAUGUUGAUUGCAAUUCUGUGGUUAGGUCAUUAACUGAGCAGGCAGACAGUGGAAAGGGAACUUUGGGUUUUACCAACCAACUGGGGAAAACUGUUGAUUGUAAUCUUGCUACCUUAAGCAAGCAGACGUCUUUAGAUGUACAUGAAUUUUCGUUGGUUAGGAAUGAUGUAACCUCAGCUGAAGCAGUCGAAACCAUUCCAAGUUUCAUAUACUAUACCCUCCCUCUAAGUUUCAUAUGAUUUCAAUGUUGUUCAGAACCUGACUUGUCUUGUAACUUCGUCUUUGUUGGGUAGCCAAAUAUCACACUUGGGAAGUUUGUGAAAUCUCAAGGUCAAGCUAGGUCAGAAACUUUGCAGAAGCCGGUGAUGAGGCAUGUGUUUUUGAAACCUGUGUUUUGUAUAUGGGAAUUAUGAUCUCUUUAUACUGUUUUUUUGGUUCGUGGUUCCUUUUAGCAGGUUGAGUUUGAAGUCGACAGCCUAAUGCUUGGGAGGUGAUGCAUGCCAUGAAAUAGUCCUUGCGGAAGGAGAGCUAGCCAGCACCAUGGUAAGUGCCAAUUAAUUGCUGGCUUUCAC